Messenger RNA from Penaeus monodon (black tiger shrimp), 543 nucleotides. RefSeq lists its product as uncharacterized. Gene Ontology annotation, cellular component: membrane. The record is from RefSeq and is a predicted model, not a curated record. The transcript is spliced from 3 exons. Lineage: Eukaryota; Metazoa; Arthropoda; Malacostraca; Decapoda; Penaeidae. The coding region runs from base 10 to 543 and encodes 177 amino acids. Gene Ontology annotation, molecular function: ligand-gated monoatomic ion channel activity.
CUGCUGGCGAUGGAACAGGCCAGGAUUUACACGCGGGAUCCCUUCGUCAUCACGUCUAUGAAGCCCCGCCGUCUGCCGCAUUUCUUGGCUCUUGUGACCCCUUUCACAGGCACAGUGUGGUUAAUCUUGGCAAUAUCCAUUUUCUUGACGGGCGUGUCUCUCUUCGUCUUACUGCGGGCGUGGUCACACCUGUCAGGAAAACCCGUCUUCAGUCUGAGCACCACGCUCUUCUUCACGUGGGAACGGUGCUGGAAGACCGCCCACCGCCCCGCCCCAGAGCUCAACUGGCAGGGUAUGAAUUGGUGGUUGGUGAUUUGCCUGGCCAUACUAAGUGUGGUUGCGGGUUCUGGCUACCGCUCCUCCCUGGUCGCGCACUUGACUGUUCAGCUCAGGGAAGCCGAGGUCAACACAUUCCACGACCUGACUGAACGCAAGGGCUGGCGGUGGGGGCAGCGGAGCUUCUCCUGGGGGCUUCGAGGUCGUACUUCGAGCUCAGCACGGACCCUGUUUAUCCAAGAAGUAUUCCGCGGAUGGAGGUAUUAG